AUGGGUUUCGCCGCGAUUUGGAACUCCCAUCCCAAGAAGUACGGGCCUGGUUCCCGCACCUGCCGUGUGUGCGGAAACUCACAUGGGCUAAUCAGGAAGUAUGGUCUUAACUGCUGUAGACAGUGCUUCCGCAGCAACGCUAAGGAAAUUGGAUUCAUUAAGUACCGUUAAAGAAGAUCAAGUGUUGGUUAAGCAGAAGCAGUCAUUUGGGUUUUUAAGCGUUUGAGACUUUUGAUAUUUUAAGGAUCUUAUAAAUGUUUUUAUGAUUUCGACAAGGCAUUUGAGGUUUUCAACAUUUUAGCUUCCUUGUUUUAUCAAAAUAUUGGUUCUACUACAAUUUGAUUAUCAUAUAGAUUUGGAGUUUCUCUUUUUUUUUUUUUUUUUGGUGAGGUCACUAUUGCUCUGUUAUGGUACUCCCAUUAUGAAACCAUAGAACAUUUGGUAGACCUACACUAGCAACAACGAGAAUCACUACAUGGCGAAACAAGCUUUCAUUUUUGUUAAUCUAAAAAUUGGAUUCACUUCUAUACAACACAAGCGUAAGUCUAGUAUUGUACAAGUUCUUAUAAGAUUAAGUUCUUCAAU
This is a messenger RNA of Eruca vesicaria subsp. sativa (arugula), 585 nucleotides long. Lineage: Eukaryota; Viridiplantae; Streptophyta; Magnoliopsida; Brassicales; Brassicaceae. The record is from the annotation of a GenBank genome assembly.